Molecule: messenger RNA, 1167 nt
Organism: Trichogramma pretiosum
Lineage: Eukaryota; Metazoa; Arthropoda; Insecta; Hymenoptera; Trichogrammatidae
Exons: 3
Coding region: 1-1167 (388 amino acids)
Biological process (GO): sensory perception of taste
Cellular component (GO): dendrite; neuronal cell body; axon
Source: RefSeq, a predicted model, not a curated record
AUGUCUCGCGCGAUACUCAUUGCUCUGGCCGCCUUGUUUUACGUGUGCAAAAUGAUGGGCAUCGCACCCAUAGGAUUGAAUCGGCUUGGGCCGGAGACUUUCGCUCGUUCGAUUUCCGGAAUUUUGUACAACGUCGCUUUGUACUUCGCGCUGCUGUGGUUGAACGUCAUAACGUGCGUACGAAUGCUGGAGCGACAGGUGUAUCAGGAGAAAAUUUUAGGCCUCAUCUAUCAGACGCUGAUCUUCUUCAACACGACCAUUAUAAUUUCGAAUUUUUGCCUGAAGCAGCGACAACUGAUCGACAUACUGAACAGACUCGUCGAGAUAAAAAAUCUGACCUUCGAGCUGGAUCGCGUCGACAAGAGCAGAUGGAGGAGCUUCUUCAAAGACGUCGCGAUGGUCUUUGGCUUCAUCGUUUUCUGCCUCACCAUAUCCCUGGUUCUUCAGUCCUUCUGCACCGACGAAGACAUCGGCGAAAAUUGCGCUCCUCUCAUCGUCCUCGGCUACACCUUCAACGACUUCAUGAUCCUCUUCAUCUACGUCCAGUACAGUCUGCUGCUCAUCGUGGUUCUGCACGCCGCGAGACUCAUGAACGACAAUCUGAGCGCUCUGCCGAGACAUCUGACGCUUCGUCAAGGUGGCUCCGACUCCGAAUUCGUCGCGAUCCUUGCCAAGAUCGAGCGCUGCCGAGAGCUGUACUCGCGCUUCGUCGAUUUCGUCGACGACUUCUCCGACUUCUUCUCCUUCCCGAUGCUCUCCAUCAUAUGCUUCUUUCUCAUCAGCUACAUCUGCAGCGUUUUUUACUGCGUUCGGCCGUUGAUCAUAACUUUCGAGAACAUCGCCUCGCUCGUCGAUUACGGCGUCGAGUUCAUAGUGUUUUUCUGGCACACUUGGGUUCUGCAGACGCUCACCUCAUCCGUCUCGGCUGUCGAGCAAGAGAUUCUCAAAACCGGAGUUAUAGUUAGCGAUUUAUUGGACGUCUUUUACGAUGCAACGAUACACAAAAAAUUGAAUAAUUUUUCCGUGCAUAUAUUGAUUAAAAAGGCGGAGAUAAAGGUAUUCGACAUGUUCCACUUGAAUCAAGAUCUGAUGCUCUCGAUGCUUCAAACAAUCAGUACUUAUGUAUUCAUCAACAUACAAUUCCUAUUAAGCUCUGAUCGGCAGUAA